AUCCCAACAAAAAUAAAAUAAAAAAAACAAACCAGACUCAAUUUUUCUUCAAGAGCGAGCUUCAGUUUAUAUUAUCUCCACAGUUCCAUUCAUACCCUUGUCAAACUUUAAAUUUCCCUUCUUACCCUCUCUCUUUUUCAACACUCUUUCAGCUCAAGUCCCCAUUUUUUUCUUCUCAACAAAGCUCACUCUUUUAAAUCUUGAAUUGUACGGACAUGGACGGAGGUGUACAGUACAACCCGAGAACAGUUGAAGAGGUUUUUAGAGACUUUAAGGGUCGUAGAGCUGGAAUGAUUAAAGCCCUUACUACUGAUGUGGCAGAAUUCUACCAACAGUGUGAUCCUGAGAAGGAGAAUCUUUGCCUAUAUGGAUUUCCUAAUGAACUAUGGGAAGUUAAUUUACCUGCUGAAGAAGUUCCUCCUGAGCUUCCCGAGCCUGCGUUAGGUAUCAACUUUGCUAGAGAUGGGAUGCAGGAAAAAGACUGGCUUUCUCUUGUUGCUGUUCAUAGUGAUGCUUGGUUACUCUCCGUGGCUUUUUAUUUUGGCGCUAGAUUUGGUUUCGAUAAAGCUGACAGGAAACGUCUCUUCAUUAUGAUCAAUGAUCUCCCAACAAUCUUUGAGGUUGUGACUGGAACUGUAAAGAAACAGCCGAAGGAGAAGUCAUCAGUCUCAAACCACAGCAGUAACAAGUCCAAGCCAGGCUCAAAAGUGCGGGUGUCUGAACCUGGGAAAUUUCCAAAGGCGCAGCCCAAGGAUGAAGAUGAAGUAGUAGAUGAGGAAGAAGAAGAAGAGGAGGAAGAGCACGGGGACACAUUGUGCGGAGCAUGUGGGGAGAACUACGCUGCAGACGAAUUCUGGAUUUGUUGCGACAUUUGUGAAAAGUGGUUCCAUGGCAAGUGUGUGAAGAUCACUCCGGCUAGGGCUGAACACAUUAAGCAGUACAAAUGCCCGUCUUGCAGCAACAAGAGAGCACGACCUUGAUAAUUAUGAAGCAUUCACUGGUGUAAUUCUCUCGCCCACGUCAGCUAACUGUUUUUAGUUAGUUGUAUAUCUUUAUGUUGGCUCAGUGUAUGUGUUAGGUAUAUUAUUGUGAUUUAAUUAGUUGUUAUUUAUGUAUGAUUUAGUAUUUGGUAGUUGACAUUUUUAGAGACGUCUGCAAUUGAAUUUUGUAUUUGGACUUGUACAAUUUCCACUCUGUAGGAUAUCAUGUCAACUGUCAAAUGCAGGAUUCUAAUCUUUUAUUGCCA
This is a messenger RNA of Mercurialis annua (annual mercury), 1246 nucleotides long. Its product is annotated as PHD finger protein ALFIN-LIKE 4-like. Gene Ontology annotation, biological process: regulation of DNA-templated transcription. Gene Ontology annotation, molecular function: transcription coregulator activity; transcription cis-regulatory region binding; histone binding. Gene Ontology annotation, cellular component: nucleus. The record is from RefSeq and is a predicted model, not a curated record. The transcript has 5 exons. Lineage: Eukaryota; Viridiplantae; Streptophyta; Magnoliopsida; Malpighiales; Euphorbiaceae. The coding region runs from base 216 to 980 and encodes 254 amino acids.